This is a messenger RNA of Blepharisma stoltei, 1052 nucleotides long. NCBI's taxonomy places the organism in Eukaryota, Ciliophora, Heterotrichea, Heterotrichida, Blepharismidae. The record is from the annotation of a GenBank genome assembly.
AUGACCACAGAUAACGAGAGGACUGAUUUAAAAUUACUUCCACCCCCUAUCGAUUUAUGUGUGAUUACAGGUUUGAAGACAAGAAACAGUUUAUCAUGUCUAUCUUGUGGGAUGAUGUUCAGAUCUCAAAGUGAUGUAGAAAUACAUUUAUUAUCAGAAAACUCUACUUUUCCAAAAUUCGGAAUAGCAAAUGGAGAAGAAACAGUAAUACAAUAUGAAAAGAGUGCUUUAAUUUUACCAUUAUUCAGCUCUUUAGAUAUUGAGGAAAAAGAAGAAUUUGUCUGCCAGCAAUGCCGAUUGGAGUUUAAAUCAUAUAAAGGGAUGAAACAACAUAUAGGGAAAAUGCAUUUGACGAAAUAUAAACAUUCAAAAUGUCCACUUUGUACCAAAAAUUUUAGACAUAAAUAUCUUAUAGAACAUUUGCUGUAAUUCCUAAAAAAGUAUAUCUUUAACUAGAGCUUCCCGGCUUUCUCUUCAGUUCAAGUUUCACGAUGCCGUGAUAGUUGAUUCUAUGGACGAGGACCUAUACUCGAUGACAAGCAGUUAUAAGAAUUGUGACACCGUCUUGCGUCAAUAUAGGUUGUCUGCAAUGAAAUUCAAAUUACUGGCCAACUCUCAACAAAAAUGGAAAUCUUAAGCCUAGGGUGAAUCAUGGUUCACACUUGAAAUAGUCACAAUUAAUCGAGAAUUGAGCUUCUGGAAUAUAUAUAGGCAAAAACCCUGAUUUUGAUUUAAGCACAAUAGUCAUCCCCAUACUUGAGCUUUGCCAAGCCAUAUAAAACCUGGCAAGAUGUAUGCUAUCGAAAAAUAUCCUUUCUUCCUCAAGAUUCAUCCAUCCUAUAUGGAUUGUCGUCUACAGGGACUAGAAGGGUCGGUUUUUCGCCAUGCCAUUUUAAUGUAUAUCGAAAAAUUUUAGACAUAAAUAUGCAGUUAAAUUUCAUAUAAAGCAAGUUCAUGAAAAAUCAACGCGAGCAAGCUGCAAAAAUUGUGGAAGAGAGUUUUAUAAUAAAUAUUUGCUGAAUAAUCAUACAAAGACUUGCUACUGCUUAUAG